Oryza brachyantha (malo sina) is the source of this 1103-nucleotide messenger RNA. Its product is annotated as ubiquitin-conjugating enzyme E2 4. The record is from RefSeq and is a predicted model, not a curated record. Gene Ontology annotation, biological process: ubiquitin-dependent protein catabolic process; protein polyubiquitination. Gene Ontology annotation, cellular component: nucleus. The coding region runs from base 224 to 775 and encodes 183 amino acids. Lineage: Eukaryota; Viridiplantae; Streptophyta; Magnoliopsida; Poales; Poaceae. The transcript has 6 exons. Gene Ontology annotation, molecular function: ubiquitin conjugating enzyme activity.
CCAUAAAAAUAAAUCUCGCGCAGGGUGGGGAGGGGGGAAGAAGAGGAGGAGGAGGGCGCACGCACCGUCACCAGCAGCGCAAUCUCUUUCUCCCCCUUUUUCUUUCUUCUUUUUCCUUUCUUCUUUGCCUCCUUAUCCCCAAGAACCGCGUCUCCGGAGGUGGGGAGGAGGAGGAGGAAAAAAAUUCAUUUCUUUUUCAGGACGCCUCUGAGAAUCAAUCGACAUGUCUUCCCCGAGCAAGCGGCGCGAGAUGGACCUGAUGAAACUGAUGAUGAGCGACUACAAGGUGGAGAUGGUGAACGAUGGGAUGCAGGAGUUCUUCGUGGAAUUCCGGGGUCCUACUGAAAGUAUUUAUCAAGGUGGUGUAUGGAGGGUUAGAGUAGAAUUGCCUGAUGCGUAUCCUUACAAAUCUCCAUCGAUUGGUUUCGUCAACAAGAUUUAUCAUCCUAAUGUGGAUGAAAUGUCUGGUUCUGUCUGUUUGGAUGUCAUUAACCAGACGUGGAGCCCAAUGUUUGAUCUAGUUAAUGUGUUCGAAGUCUUCCUUCCACAACUUCUAUUGUAUCCAAAUCCUUCUGACCCGUUAAAUGGAGAGGCUGCUGCACUGAUGAUGCGUGAUCGUCCAGCUUAUGAACAGAAAGUGAAAGAAUACUGUGAAAAAUAUGCAAAACCUGAGGAUGCUGGCGUAACCCCGGAAGAUAAGUCAAGUGAUGAAGAACUUAGUGAAGAUGAGGACGACUCUGGGGAUGAUGCUAUACUGGGCAACCCAGAUCCUUAGUCAAGUUGGAACCUGUUUCCAAAAGCUCAUCGUAUACAAUGUUGGUUUGCAGAAAUUGCAAGCGAACAAAACAUGAAAAAAAUAUCUGGGAAAAAAAAGGCUCUUUGAAUCUCAUGUAAAUAAGUGUACUUGUAUCUUGUCUAAUGUUGUUUCCUUCGAUUGACCAAUUGAAUUCGCAGCAGCUCUCAUGUUUUCCCAACCUGUCAAAAGUGUCAAGCUUGUAGAUUUGUGUUCUCGUUCCAGGGAAUAAACAAGGUUGUAGCUUCUGGUCCUAGAUGAUGAUGAUGCUGUGCACUGUGAUGGUUUUUUUUUGCUUGAUUGAUUGCUU